Molecule: messenger RNA, 2853 nt
Organism: Mugil cephalus (flathead mullet)
Lineage: Eukaryota; Metazoa; Chordata; Actinopteri; Mugiliformes; Mugilidae
Gene: sfrp2l
Product: secreted frizzled-related protein 2 like
Exons: 3
Coding region: 966-1991 (341 amino acids)
Biological process (GO): non-canonical Wnt signaling pathway; negative regulation of canonical Wnt signaling pathway; canonical Wnt signaling pathway
Molecular function (GO): Wnt-protein binding
Source: RefSeq, a predicted model, not a curated record
UCCAGUAACUAAUGUGAUUACACUGAUGUUUUCCAGAUCUCUGCAUACACCAAAACAUAUUUCUGUUCUUCUAGAAAGUACAUACGUUUCUAAUUUUCGGGAAAGAAAGCAAAAGUAAAUCUCUUUUUGAGUAAUAUAAAAAUACAUACAUACAAGUAAAAUUACAUUAGUUGAAGUUAUUAUGGAUUUAUUGGACCACUUACAGCUGUUGUAAUCUAACUUUUAAUCUAUGUAUUUUUUGAUAAACUAAACAAUAAAUGAAAAAAGGCAGAGCGGAUAUGCACUUAAACAAUAUCACAAAAAAUGAAAUGAGCUAGGUUUAAUUAAAAAAGAAACAUAUGGAAGAAUAUAUACAGCAGAAGAUAAAUGGCAAGGGUAGCAUUUGAUUAAAAAAAAUAAAAAAAUCUUGAAUAUGCCCUAUCGGAAUAGUUUAGAAAGUCUGCUGUCUGAUGCAGUAAGUAUUGUAUUUACCUCACUUGUCACAUCACGUACAUUAGUGUAAACUAAUAUAUAGUAGGCUACUACAAAUAAAGCUUUCAAGAACCUUUCCACUUGAAUAACAUCCGGCUUGCUUAUUUUAAAUAAAUACUAACUAGCAUAGCAUAAACAAGUCAUCCUGAAGCUAAUAUUUAGUGCAGGACAAUUACGUUAGACUUAAGUCGUUGUCACUAUUGUACCUAAGUAAGUGGCAAGUGAGUGUACAAAAUGAAAGAAUGGUAAUCGUGUUGCAUCACUUGUUUCUGUUUUUCUGUUUUGUGCGGUCUUCUAUAAAAGUCCCGCCUCAAACUAAAACCCAAACAGAUGUGGAGGCAGACAGGAGUCUGAUGGGGAGGGAUGAUUACUGGGAGGCGCCUUCCCUCUCAUUUACCCCCUCUUUCUUUCACACCUCUUUGUUUACACCUAAAGACCGGUCAAGUCCAGGCAGGGGAACUGCAGCUUUGUAGACUUCACUCUGAACACAAACGAUGUCUGUUUUUCGGCUCUGCUUUUUUGUUCUGUUCGGAGUUUCCGCUGCGUCUGACGCCGUGCCUCCUGCCCAGCUCGGGCCCCCGUCGCUCGGCUUCAGCUCCUCGGUCCGCUCGGUGUGCAAACCCAUCCCCAGCACGCUGUCUCUGUGCCACGGGAUCGGCUACAGGCGCAUGUGGGUACCCAACUUGCUCGGCCAUGAUACACUGAGGGAGGCCCAGCAGCAGUCGGCGGCCUGGCUGCCUCUGAUUUCCAAGCUGUGCCACCGGGACACUAAGAAGUUCCUGUGCUCGCUGUUCGCCCCGGUGUGCCUCCCCGAGCUUAGCGGACCGGUCAGCCCCUGCAGGAGCCUGUGCGAGGCCGUGCGGGACGGCUGCGUGCCCGUCAUGAGCGCGUUCGGGUUCCCAUGGCCUGAGAUGUUCAACUGUACGCGGUUUCCACGCGGAACCGAGCUCUGUAUCCCGGCAACCGGGGAGCAGGAGGGGCGGACGGCCGAGGAGCUGAGGCACGAGGAGGAGCUGAAAGGAAGCGUUAUCUGUGAUGCUUGCAGCCUGGCAGCAGAAGGAGAGACUGACAUCCAGGAAAACUUCUGUCACAGUCCAUAUGCAUUUAAGAUGCGUCUGGGCAGCGUGUCAACAGUGGGAGGUGACCGUCAGCUAGUGCCUACGCCCCGCAGCCGUAUCCUGAGGUGGGCAGGGGGAGGUGCAGAGAGGGCAGAAGAGGUUGGAGGCGCGAUGGCCCACAGUGCUUUGUGGCUCCAAGAAGGAGGCACUUGUACUUGUCCUGGUUUAGACUCUGCAGAAACAGGCAAAGAUAAAGAGCUAGAGGAGGACCACAAAGUUAAAAGACAGACCAAAGAAGGAGGAAAAGCAGCGAAUGGUGCCAAUGGUGGAUGGUACUUGGCCCUGGCUCAGGCUGAAGAGGGAAGACUAGUGCUGACUCGACUGGUGAGGUGGACCAGAGGGGACAAAGAGCUGAAGAAGUUCAUCAGGGCUCUCCUUAAACAACCCUGUCCACAGCUUUGAGCAGCCACUUAUGAACCACUGCAGUCCUGCCCUGCAACUUUACAAUCAUAUGUAACUGUGUGACACUAGUAGCAACAAUUUACAGUAAUGUACACAAACUUCAGCACAUUAACCAAGAUGAGGAACAAGGCCAGAACUGCCUGCGAAAUCAGUGGAUGGCCUAAGGUUCCUAAAUAAUUCUGAAUACGACAGUUAUUAAAUGAAACACAAUCAGUCACUUAUUAUAUAACCAAAGUUAGAGAGCUGAUGUUUGUGUACUUUACUGUAGUCACCAAAUACAGCCCUAAUUUUGGAAUUAUGGCAAGGCGUUGUUUGCAAAAGUCACUACGAAUGAUUAGUUUGAACUGGGGCAAUAAUUGUGUAGUUUUUUUUGUCAUGCUAGCGAAAAAGUUAACCCAUGUCUAAUUAUCCAUUGAAUUAAAAGGGCGUGUUUUUUUUUAAUGGUUAAUACAUAUUUUGUUAUUCCUGCAGAGACAAAUAGUUUUCUAAUACUACCUACCAUAAAUCUUACCAUAUAUGGUGAUACUUUCAUUAAGCAUACAGUAUACAUUUAAAAGACAUACAAAGUUACUUUCAUGUUUCAUGUUGUUUCUUUUACUUUGUCUAAAGUCUCCUAGUGAUGGUUUGAUGAGUAAAAACACAUAUAUAGAAUGACAAGACAACAAGACCAUGAUCACAGGCACAGGAGCACUGAAAGACAAAAGGGCACAGUCUCAAACAAUAAAUAGUUACAUUUUGGUUUGGUCUGUAUUUUUUUUAUCUGCAUUUUAUUUUAUAUUUAUUUAUAUACCUAACAUGAUUCUACUCAUUCUACUGUGUUUUUGUAUUUAAAUAAACAUUGAUUAAAAUGAUUUCGAGUGUG